Messenger RNA from Drosophila serrata, 4077 nucleotides. RefSeq names its product transcription factor cwo (gene cwo). Gene Ontology annotation, molecular function: DNA binding; protein dimerization activity. The record is from RefSeq and is a predicted model, not a curated record. Lineage: Eukaryota; Metazoa; Arthropoda; Insecta; Diptera; Drosophilidae. Gene Ontology annotation, biological process: regulation of DNA-templated transcription.
AUAGUGAAACACGCACACACACACUCGCACACGCACGUUGUCCGCUCGCAUCCGCAGCUGUAUGAGUGUGUAUAUAGGCGGCUGGUAAAAUUCCACUGUGAAACGAAAGGAAGUUAUUGUUGUUGCAUAUUAACAAAACAAAUAACAGUGUACUCUGCUCUCGGUGUGUGUUGUUAAAUUUAAAAAACGUGUAAGCAGGCAGGCGAAAAAUAACAUAGGAAUACCAGCAGUAUUGCAGAAAAUAAAACAAAAGGCGGGCACGUUUUUCGACAUUGUUUUCUUUGUUUUUGUGUGCACCGCCGCUCUCGCGAGAGAAAAGGGAGCCAACGAGGAGUCGCGCAGGGUGCGAGCCUGCUCCAACAAGUGCACUUUAAUUGCUGCUCCAAAAAUAGAGUACAAAAUAAAACCGUUCGUUCGGGUGAAAAUAACGCGACGUUAUCGCUAUCGUUAUCGCCCACACGCUGCCCGUACGCGCACACAUACACUCGGACACUCGAGACGUCCUGAUAAGCGGAAAGAGUAAACAUCCACACUUAUCAGCAUAUUCCACUCGUUCCAACAUAAAUAUAAACACACGCUUCGAAAUGCCAUUCUAAAUUUGAAACAAAUCCGGGAAAUACAAAGAAUAAACGUACCUAGGCUCGCCGCCAGCCAGCAGAAGAAAAGAGUAAUUCGCCCCGCAAUCGAAUUCGCCGUAGUCUCAGCAGUUGCCUUCGCCUUCGCCGCAUCGACAACCUGUUUGCUCGGCCAUAACUCGCCCCGGCAUUUAUCUCUCAAUUAUUUCUGCAUUGACGUAAGGAGCCGAGACCACUUCCACCAUUCCACCGCAACUGCAGCAAACGACGGCGACGCAGCAGCAGCAGGAGCAGCCAACGGUCAUACUGCCCAGGAGCGGAUUCAUAAGCGACAUCGGAGUCCGGCGAGGAUCGGGGAGUGGAUCGCGGAGGAGCAGCGGUAGCGGCAGCGGCAGCGGCAGCCCCACCAUGGAGCCCUACUGGAGCGAGGCGAACGGACACGCCGCACAUCCGGUUAAGUAUGAGAGCGAAGCAGCUGUCUCCAGUUUUCCUUAUUGCACAGAAUCUAGUUUAAAUUUUUCAACAUCCGCCACGGCAUACAGCGAGGACGAUGCUGAAUAUGCCACCGGAAGACGUAAUAAAACAUCGAGGCAAGAUCCGCUCUCCCAUCGCAUUAUCGAGAAGAGGAGACGGGAUCGGAUGAACUCCUGCCUGGCGGAUCUAUCCCGCCUCAUCCCGCCGCAGUAUCAGCGCAAGGGGCGUGGCCGGAUCGAGAAGACAGAGAUCAUCGAGAUGGCCAUCCGUCACCUGAAGCACCUGCAGAGUGAGUGCCAGCAAAAGGAGAGUGACUAUCGGAGUGGCUACAUGGACUGCAUGAAGGAGGCGGCCAAGUUCCUCUACGACGUCCACAUGCAGGACUUUUGCCAUCGCCUAUUGGGUCGCCUGCAGGAGCACAUCGAUGAGAUGUUCAAGACGGAUUGCUACAAGUCAACGCGCAGCUGCCACAUGCCGGACAAUGUGAGUGCCUCGAGUGGCAGCCCGCAUCAGGCUUACCAUCCUCCGCUGUGCCACCUGCGUGACAUGCUGGGCGCCGCCUCGGCCUCGGAUGUGGAGCACAGCCAGGAUCACAACGAUGUCAAGGAUCUGAGCUUCCGCAAUCAUCUCAAUCAGCUGCAGAGGAGUCAGCAGGCGGCGGCGGCAGCAGCAGCCGCUGUCGUUGCUGUGGCCAAUGGCAGCUCGAAUGGCGGUCUAGAGUCCAAGGUUCCCCUGACCAAUGGAGCUGUCAAUGGUGGUGCUUCGUUAGCGGGCGACAAUGUGCCCAGUAAUUCCACGGGAAGCGUAGCCGGUGCAGUGGCCGGUGGCAAUAACAACAGCAACAGCAGUGGCAGCAACAGUAGCAGCAAUGCGGCUAGUUCCACCACCUGUCCUCCGGCGCCCAAGGUCACUCCGCUGGCUGCCCAUCAGCAACCGCAUCAGGCGCCCGUGAUCACCUCCACAGCCCCCCAUCAUCAUCAUCACCACAACACGGACAGCAGCCAUCACGACUUUGAGUCGUCGCGGGAACCGAUCCUUCACACAGACACCUCCAACAUGCACUCGCCGCCGCCCAGGGAUCUGCUGUUGCAGCAGCAUCCCCAUCUGGCUCAUAGCCACCACACCCAGGACAGUCUGCUGUCCGUGCGGAUGCGUAACUACUCCGAGUCAUCGCACGAGGUGGAGCACAACAACAACUACAAGUACAAGAACCACAUCAAGGAGCGCUUCGUCCACGAACUGCAUGACGAGGAGACGAGUAGCGAACACUGUCCAGUGGCUGCUCACCUGCAGAGCGAUCACUCGCAUAUGCAGGCUCACUCGGAGCACUCGAAGGAUGGCACGGAGCCGGAGAUAGCACCCAUUAUGGCCAAGAAGCGUAAGCUGGCCGAGGCGGCGGCCAAUGGUGAGAUACCGCUGGAGGUGCACACCGAGGCGAGUGGCACGAAUGCAAAUCCCGCUCGCCUGGACAAGCCCUCGCCAUCGUUCAACUUCAGCGACAUCAAGGACAUCAAGUCCGAGCUGCAUAAUGGGAACUCCAACUCCAGUCCGCUCCUGGCCAAGCUGAGUGCAGUGGCAGCUGCCGGAGCCCAGCUAAGCACUCCCAGCAGCACCUCCGCCCCGCUGCCGCCGAGGCACUCCUUCACAGUGCCCAUAUUCGCACUCCACGGUCAGGGCAACUACUAUGUGCCCCUCAAUGUUGACUACAAUGCGUUGGUGCCGUACCUGAACGGCAUGGAUCUGCUGGAGAAGAGCUUUACCAGCAUGCCGGUGGUGCAUCCCAUCAACAUCAAUGUGAACUUUAUGCCCAGCACCCCGUCCGCAUCUCUGUUGGCCGCCGCUGCAGCUGCUGCUGCCGUGGCCGCCGGGAAACAGCAACAACCCGCCGGAGCGGGGAUUUCCCUUUCCACUAACUCAGCGGCUGCCCAGGCGGCAGCAGUGGCUGCGGCAGCGGUGGCCAAGGCCAAGAUGGAGCAGGCCAUGAACCAGAGUUGGUAGGAUUAGAGAGAGAGAGCAAGUCAGAGCAGGCGACGGGUUCAGCAGAUGGAACAACUCUACCUCAGUACUUCUGUGAAUAAUCAUCAAAUGAUUAAUCUCAAAACAAAACAAAACAAAUUAAGUGGCAUCUGCGGCCAAGUAUAAAAGAGAAAGUGAAGAGGGCAGCGGAGAAAGUAAAUUCAUUGGGGGUGCUUCUGAGAGCUCUAGGGAUUGGUAAAACCCAAGAAUAUAGACAGAAUGUGGGAUAACCUAAAGUUAAAAACUUGUUCCAAGCCAAGAAAUACUUAAAAAGUGUAAAACAAACAUUUACAAAUAUUUAUUGAACCCAAAACAGGUUACAAAGUAGAAAAACAUUAACGACAUUGAGCAUAGCAUACUUUUAGAAAACUGACAAGAGUAGACUUCAAGUCUCUGGAGAUUUCAGAAGCGCCCGGCUUUAUUAUUCUUAUUUGGUUUGAUAAACCAAUUCAAGAACUUGAUGAAGGAGAAGCAAACAAUUAGUUUUGCUAGUUAACUAUUUUUGAACAAAGCAUAAAUGUCUAUUAUAUAACAAAACCAAACAUAUAUGUAUAUGUGUAGAAAACAUGUAUGUAUAUGAUGCCAAGAGUCAGUCCCACGUAAACAGAAAUCUAAUGGAUUUUAAAACAAAACUAAAUGUGAAUUAAAUGUAUUUUUUAGAGGUUUAACGUUUUUGCAAUUUAAAUAAGUGUUGUGGUUUCAAAUCAGGUAGUCUAAUAAUGCGAACUGACUUCCCCGUCAGGCAUAUAUAGUAACAAAUAUAUAUAUACAAGAAGAUAUAUUGAUAAAUACAUACAUAUAUAUAUAUAUAGUAAACCACUAGUCAGAGAACAUGUACGAAGACGUAAAACAAAAAACAAACAAACAAAAUGGGAGGAAAAACAAAUCAAAAAACAAAUUAUUUUAAAUUCUAUGUGUAAAUACUAUUUGCAAGCAAAUUGUCGUUCGUUUAAGUUUGUAUUUUAGUGACAAAUUAUUUUAAGUUGGUUGGUUAACAUGUGAAAAAAAAAAA